Malania oleifera is the source of this 2049-nucleotide messenger RNA. Its product is annotated as probable WRKY transcription factor 4. The transcript has 4 exons. Gene Ontology annotation, biological process: regulation of DNA-templated transcription. Gene Ontology annotation, molecular function: sequence-specific DNA binding; DNA-binding transcription factor activity. The coding region runs from base 209 to 1783 and encodes 524 amino acids. The record is from RefSeq and is a predicted model, not a curated record. Lineage: Eukaryota; Viridiplantae; Streptophyta; Magnoliopsida; Santalales; Ximeniaceae.
GGGCAAACAAAAAGUCAACGUCUCACUCAACUGUCACCCAAACAUUUUUACUUUUGGUCUCUACAAUUUUGCUCUCUUUGCAUUUCCCCUGAAUUUUCCUUUUCUCCUUCCCCUCGCCCCCACUGAUUUCCUGCUUAAGCUUUGAAAAUCCCUGACCACCAUGGCGAAUUUGAUUUAGCAGAGCCGUGGGAGGACGAGUGCCAGCAGCAUGCUCGAUAACAAAGCAGCUUCAGGAGUCUCGGCGCCUUCGCGCCCGACGAUUACUCUCCCUCCUCGGGCCCCCAUGGAGAGCUUCUUCACCGCCGGAGCCUGGGCCAGUCCCGGUCCGAUGACGCUCGUCUCCGGCUUCUUCUCCGAGAACCACCCGGACGCCGAGUGUCGCUCUUUCUCCCAGCUCCUCGCCGGAGCCAUGGCCUCGCCCGCGGCGAGGCCACCCUUGCCGAUGGGAAAUCCAACGAGUUCUAUAGAGGGUUCUUCCGAGGAAGAUGGGCGUGCUGAGAGCCUAGGGUUUAAGCAGAACCGGCCGGUGGGUUUGGCGGUUGCUCGGUCACCGGUGUUCAUGGUCCCCCCUGGGUUAAGCCCUUCAGGGCUGCUCAAUUCACCCGGCUUCUUUUCACCGUGUCAGGGUCCUUUUGGAAUGUCCCACCAGCAAGCCCUGGCACAAGUUACAGCUCAAGCUGUUCUCUCCCAGACCCGCAUGCACAUCCAAACUGAAUAUCAACAUCAUUUGGGGACGGCUCCUGCAGAUUCACUCAUCCAGCAUUCAUCCUUGAUUCCUAAUACUAGUAUGCACCAGCAAAUGCCACCAGUGACUUCAGAUCCUAAUAGCAGUAUUACAGAAUCAUCCGAUGUCUCUCAUUCUGACAAGAAAUCCCAGCCCCUAGUGGUUAAAAGGCCUAAUGAUGAUGGCUACAACUGGCGGAAGUAUGGGCAGAAGCAGGUCAAGGGCAGUGAAUACCCCCGGAGCUAUUACAAAUGUACACAUUUGAAUUGCCCUGUUAAGAAAAAAGUUGAACGUUCUCUUGAUGGUCAAAUAACUGAGAUUAUCUACAAGGGCCUGCACAACCAUAAAAUGCCUCAAGCCAGUCGGCGUGCAAAAGAUGGCAAUGAUAUAAAUGGAAAUAUAACAUCUCAGGUCAAGCCUGAAGUUGAUUUGCAGUGCCAGACAGAAGGGAACAAGUCAAAUGAAACCGUUCCUAGUGAUUCAGUGCCUGGGAGGGAUGAGGAAUCUACCCAAGCAGCACGUAUACAACUAACUGGAUCAAGUGAUAGUGAAGAUGCAGGUGAUGCUGAAACAAGACUUGGAAGGGAGGAUGAUGAUGAACGAAAUUCCAAGAGAAGGAAUAUAGAGGUUGCAACAUAUGAACCAGCCCCAGCGCACAAGACAGUUACAGAACCAAAGAUCAUUGUGCAAACAAGAAGCGAAGUUGAUCUUUUGGAUGAUGGCUACAGGUGGCGCAAGUAUGGGCAGAAGGUUGUCAAAGGGAAUCCUCAUCCAAGGAGCUACUACAAAUGCACAAGUGCCGGAUGCAAUGUUCGCAAGCAUGUUGAGAGGGCCUCCACAGACCCCAAAGCUGUCAUAACGACAUACGAAGGGAAGCAUAAUCAUGACAUCCCAGCAGCUAGAAGCAGCAGUCACAGCACAGCCAAUGGGGCACCACAGUUAAAGCCAAACAGUAAAGUUGCUGAGAAGCACGACUCAAUAAAAGAGAUGGAUUCUGAAAACAAAGAACAAAGAUUGGUGGGACUUUUACAGUUAAAAGAAGAGAAGAUUACAGUGUAAAAAGUUCUGUUGAAAUCUGUUAAUGUAAACUUAUUAAGAUCACAGGUUUGAUCCCAACUUACAUGUCAACUAACAUGGUACAGAAAGGAAGGUCUAAAGAGGAAAGAGGGCAUCAAUUUAAAGCUGCUCGAGAAUUCAAUCCAGUUACUUUCUGCACGUGUAAUAUAUUGGCAUGGGCAUUCUGUAUGCUUCCUCGUGUACAUUGGAAUACAGCAAUGAAACCUUAAAAUGAUUGUUUAAUAAAAUGUAGAGUUGAGUGGAGGAAA